This is a messenger RNA of Mytilus trossulus (common blue mussel), 1936 nucleotides long. Its product is annotated as cytochrome b-like. Gene Ontology annotation, biological process: mitochondrial electron transport, ubiquinol to cytochrome c. The record is from RefSeq and is a predicted model, not a curated record. Gene Ontology annotation, molecular function: quinol-cytochrome-c reductase activity. Lineage: Eukaryota; Metazoa; Mollusca; Bivalvia; Mytilida; Mytilidae. The transcript has a single exon. Gene Ontology annotation, cellular component: membrane.
AUGGUUGGUAACAAUACUGUGAAUAAUAUUAACACGCCUAAGAGGGUUGGUCCGUGACGAAGUACUAAUAAGUUGGUGAAGAUUAUGAAUGACAGGUUCUAUGAUUUGCCUUGUCCUGUAAACUUAAACGCUUGGUGAAGGUUUGGCUCUAUACUAGGCUUGUGCCUAAUUAUCCAACUUCUAAGGGGUCUUUUAUUGUCAACUCAUUAUACUGCUCAUGAAGACAUGGCAUUCGAUUCUGUAGUACAUAUUAUGCGUAAUGUGGAAAAAGGAUGAAUGUUGCGUAAUAUUCAUGCAAAUGGGUCCUCUAUGUUUUUUAUCUGUAUUUAUGCGCACAUUGCUCGUGGGCUGUAUUAUGGGUCUUAUUUAGAUAAGACAGUGUGGUAUUUUGGGGUGCAUUUGUUUUUGUUAACUAUGGCGGAGGCUUUCCUCGGUUACACUUUGCCUUGGGGGCAAAUGUCAUAUUGGGGGGCUACUGUUAUUACUAAUAUACUUAGAGUGAUCCCCGUAGUAGGAGAGAGUAUGCUCCGCUAUGUAUGAGGGGGUUGGACCGUGUGUAAUGCAACUCUAAAGCGGUUUUAUACUUUACACUUUCUCUUACCGUUUGUGAUAGUGGCGGUUGUUUUUUUACACCUGUUUUUUUUACAUGAGAAAGGGAGUAAUAACCCUUUGGGUAUUGAAAGAGGUACUAUGUGUGUGCCCUUCCACCCCUUCUAUACUAUUAAAGAUCUUUUUGGUUAUGUUUGCUUUAGGUUCUUUUUUAUAUAUUUAGUGUGUGUGGAUCCUGAGCUGUUAGGGAAUCAUUUAAACUAUUGGCCUGCUAAUCCUAUAAAAACGCCAAUCCAUGUUCAGCCUGAGUGGUAUUUUAUGUUUGCUUAUGCAAUCCUUCGUUCAAUUCCUCAUAAAGCGGGGGGGGUAUAUGUUAUGUUUUUGUCGAUUGUAGUAUUAUACCUAAUUCCUAGUCUUCACAGAGGUAAGUAUCGAAGUUUAUGUUUUUACCCGUUUAAUCAAGUAGUGUUUUGAGUGUUGGUUGGUAGGUUUAUUAGGUUAACAUGGAUUGGUGCUCGCCCAGUGCGGGAGCCUUAUAUCAUUUUGGGGCAGUGUCUUUCAGUCAUUUAUUUCUCUAGGUUGUUAUUAAACCCUCUUUCUUUGUGGGUGUGGGACAAGCUGCUUGAAUACCCUAAAUUCUGUAGGAGUCGUCCUGUAGACCUGAAAUGGUUUAAGUUUUUAGCUUAUUUCAAGUUAUUAAAAUUAGUAAAUCGCGAAAGUAGCGCACGUGAGUGGGCUAAUAAGUGUAGAAAAAUAUAAAUAUGUCUUUUUACGGGAGUCGAUAUUUUGGUGAUAUUGUCCAUGGGGAACUAGGGAAAGACCUGUUCCGGUACCAUGGUUUUGUGAUGAUAGUAGCAGUGGCUGUGUGUUGGUCUUUGUUAUAUAUAUAGGAUGCGUAAUCCUUCUUACUAAAUUUUCUUAUCGCCAUUUCUUGAACCGUCAACGAUUAGAAUUUUGAUGGACUAUUGUGCCAAUGUUGAUGUUAGUAGGGUUGUGGUUUCCUUCUAUAAUUAACCUAUAUUAUAUAGAAGAAGUAAAACGGCCCCGGUGAAAUUUUAAGGCGAUUGGGAAACAAUGGUACUGAUCUUACGAAUUUUGUCGCAAUUUAGACACUCCAAGCUCUAGAGAAAGCGCUGAAAGAAUUUCGUGUUAUACAAUUGAUUCUUACAUAGAAGACCAGCAGGAGACAUUUAGAAAAGGAGGGUAUCGUUUGUUGGAUGUUGAUAACCGGAUGGUGGCUCCAGCAGAUGUGCAAAUAACUGCUUUUGUAAGAAGGUCUGAUGUGCUCCAUUCGUUUGCACUCCCUAAGUUACUAAUUAAAGUAGAUGCCAUCCCAGGUCGAAUUAAUCGGCUUCCUAUAAAAGCUUCCCAGUGUAGAAUUAUUUAC